AUGAGCCGCAAUAUCCUGCCCGCUUCUCUCGCUGCGGACCAUCUCAAAAUCGUCUCGACCGCCGUGCCUUCUCCAACUGUAGCUCGGUGGCAACCCGCUAAGGUCAAGAAGCUCGCCGGUUCAGCGUGCGAAUAUUGUAGGAAGCGGAGGCGAAAAUGCAAUGGCGAACAACCAUGUCCUCUCUGCGUGGACAACAUGCAGGAAUGCAUCUACGACGCCAUAAAAUCAGAAACUCCUGUCCAAGCCGUCAAAAGAAAACACGCUCAGAUGCAACAGGAUCAUGACGAAUUAAGGUCUCUCUUCAAAGUUAUUGCGACAGCCAACGUCCAGAAGAGUCUCGAGAUACACAAUCGAAUCAGGGCUGGACAAUCUCCAGAAAUCAUUUUGCAGCAACUGAAGCAUGGAGACAUACUAAUACAGACUAAGAUCAAUUCACCAAAGCAUGUGAGGCAUGUCCUGCUCAGUAGUCUCAUGCAAACAAAUGCUUCUUUCGACGACAUGGUCGAGUUCAUCGGCUUGUCUGUCGCAAAAACUCCUGGUGUCCCAGCGCCCACCGCAGCGCUUUUACGGCAACUCAGGGGACGACAGACGGAUUUGAGAGGACUUCGCAAACUUCUCGGUCAUAGCCAACCUCCACCACCGCAACGUCGGAUAGCCAUAUCUGACCUUUUGAGUGACCAAGGCAGUCAACCUUUCGCGACCGCGUACCCGAUUUCUACAAAACCGGAACCGGACGAUCACAUCGAAACUUCAAGAGAACCUAUUUACAAGGUACCGGCAAAGCCUUGGACACGGCUAACGGACGAUGAUGAUUUGGUAUCUCAUCUCAUUUCCUUGUAUCUGGAAUGGGUCAAUCCUUUCUUCCGAGUCCUGGAAGAGGACUUGUUCAUCAAAGCCAUGCAGUCUGGAGAUCUCAACUCGGAAUACUGCUCACCUUUCUUGGUCAACGCGAUGUUGGGUUACGCUUGUCUCUAUUCUGAGAGGGAAGGCGCUUUCUACCAGCCUGACGACUACAUAACCCGAGGGCAACAUUUUCAUGACGAGGCAUUCCGGCUCUGGCAUCUUGAAGAGGGAACGGCGUCUCUCAGGAAUCUUCAAGGUCUCGCUGUCAUGUAUCCUGGCUGUAUUAUGAGGGGCAAAGACAAACUGGGUGUGGCUCUAUGUGCUGUAUUGACACAACUCAACCUGAGCGUGCCAUAUACACCGCAGCGGUCACCAUCGGGAGUCGAACCAAAUUCUGACGAGAUCAGAGCCUUCCAACGAGCCAGGAAAUCGGUGGCUUGGUCUGCUUUUGCUUGCGAUAUGGCGACUGCUAAUACUCUCCUACAGCCGGCGUGGCACACAGUUUGCAAGGAAGACUUGCCAACUCUGGAUGAACUACCAACAGAAUCAACGCAUGUGUGGACUGGCUACCCUCACCGAAACAAGGACGACCGUCUCGAUAAGAGCGUCAUGUGGAUCGCUCACUGCCAACUGAUACAAAUGACAUGGAAAGCCCAACGUCUACUAUACGCCUCAGAUCGCAACGAUCUACAGUUUCUGAGUCGCGUCGAAGCAUUGACCGAAGAGAUGAGCCACUGGAAGAAUGAUCUGCCAAAAGAGUUACAUUUCCGAAAAGACCUUCCAGCACCAGUCUACGAUCUCUACUCUUGCUAUACAUGCGUGAUCAUCGCUCUGUACUCACUCUUCCAACCGCUCGGAUCCGCCCAAUCUCCUCAGUCCGAACAAAAUUCACCCUUUGAGCAGAAUCCAGAAUGCCAACAUCCAACGCCACCACACCACAUAUCAGAAGCAACACAAACCAGUGCUCAAACUCUAUCCGCCCAAACAAUGCGUCAACGCGCGAUCGCCACCGCCCAAGACAUGGCAGCCAUAAUUGGCAACUUCCGCCACCAAUACGGUCUCAAAAUAACUCUACCUUACUUUGUCAACGCCAAUGGCGUAGUAUGCUUUACUCUCCUCCAAGACCUAGACAACCCAGCUUCGGCCGCCGCCUUCAAAGAAGCCUUCCGCUGUCUCCUCGGCGCCGGCAUGCAAUUACUCUGGGCAAGAGGCAUGGCGCGUAUGCUGCAUCUCACCGCCCAAAACACCGGCAUCAAAUUACCCAAAGCCAUAGAAGCUUGUCUAGAUGCCGUAGCGGAUACUGCAUGGACGAAAGCAGAUACGGAAAUGCUGAGUAGUUGUUGGCCUAAUCUUGUUAUCGUUAAGGAUGCUAAGAUAGGGGAGAGCGUCACGAUGGAGGAUCUGAUUAAGAAGUGGGAGAAGUUUGCUGUAGAUGUCGAGGAAGCCAAGGGAGAAGGGAUGCAGGCUAAGGAGGAAGAAGUUGCUAUCGAGGCUAUGCGACCGAAAUGGUAUAUACCGAGGUGA
Messenger RNA from Aureobasidium namibiae CBS 147.97, 2367 nucleotides. RefSeq lists its product as uncharacterized. Lineage: Eukaryota; Fungi; Ascomycota; Dothideomycetes; Dothideales; Saccotheciaceae. Gene Ontology annotation, biological process: DNA-templated transcription; regulation of DNA-templated transcription. The transcript has 6 exons. Gene Ontology annotation, molecular function: DNA-binding transcription factor activity, RNA polymerase II-specific; zinc ion binding; DNA binding. Bases 1 to 2367 code for a protein of 788 amino acids. The record is from RefSeq and is a predicted model, not a curated record.